GCAGAAUGUUGAAAUUGAAUUCUGUGGUAAAGUCCUCCGGUUUAAUAAUGCGUUGUAUUUAACAGUGGUGUUUACACAUUUAUUAUGUAUCGAAACAGUCAAGUUAAAGGUUUUAAAUCUGUUAUAAAGUGUCAACAACAAUCGACAAGCAGCGGAUCCAAGGAAAGUUCAGAAAAUGAUAGUAAAACAUUUGAAACUUUAAAUCAAAGUUCGCGUAGAAGUACUACAAGUAUUCUUAAUUUAUUCAAGAAACCUAUUGAAAAAGAUGACAAACCAGUAUCUAAGGAAAGCAAACCGAUUAAAUCGAAUGAAGAGCCCGCAAUUGAUACCCAAGAAAACUUAUCCAGCGUCAUUAACAAUAAUAAAACUAUUUACAAUGUAGUAAUGGCUAAAAAAUCUACGAGAAAACACAAAAAAUGGGAAGAUGAUGGUAUAUUAGAAAUCACCGGAAAAUGUGGUAUUUUGAAGGAUUCAGAGGGUAAUAUUAUUCAUAGAACCACGGUCAAGCCAGAAAUCAUUGUAGAAGGUUUUAGAUUGUACAUAGAGAAUAAGGAAGUUGAGAUAGUUGAUAAAGUAACAAACAGCCAGUUGUUACCAAAGAAAUCAGUUGCAGAAACAGUUCCAUCAGAACCACCCAUGAAAAAACUAAAAACUUUACAAUCUGGCCCAUAUGUUCCCCUUGCUUCUUUAAAAAAAGGUCUGCAAUUAACAUCCAAGCCUCUGGUAAUGCCUUCUAUAUAUACCUCAAAAAAUUGGUCAGAAAAUGAUACAUCAGAAAAAGAAGUGGAAGUAUCUGUAGAUGCAUGUUUAGCAAAUGCCCUUAGGCCACAUCAACGUUAUGGUGUUGUGUUUCUUUAUGAAUGCAUAAUGGGCUUAAAAUUACCCAAUUACUUUGGUGCAAUUUUAGCUGAUGAAAUGGGCCUUGGUAAAACAUUACAGUGCAUUACUAUUAUUUGGACACUGUUGAAAAAGGGACCAUAUGGAAAGCCAAUCUUAAAAUAUGUAUUAAUUGUAACUCCUAGUAGCUUGUGUAACAAUUGGAACAAAGAAUUUAGUCAUUGGCUGGGUUUCCACAGAAUUUUUCCUUAUAUUGUAAAUGCUAAAAAUAAGCCAAAAGACUUUAGAAAACAAUCAAGAAAUUCAGUAAUGAUCAUUAGCUACGAUAUGCUUAUUAGGUGUGAAACAGAAAUUGAGCAAAUAUCUUUUGACUUAAUUGUAUGUGAUGAGGGUCAUAGAUUAAAAAAUAGUGAUAUAAAAGCAGCAAAGAUCUUAAAUAAUAUAAGUUGUAAGAAGAGAAUCCUCUUGAGUGGGACUCCUAUACAAAACGAUUUACAAGAAUUUUUCGCAUUAAUCGACUUUGUGAAUCCGGGUGUACUGGGUAAUCAUUAUGAAUUCAAACAGUAUUAUGAAAACCCAAUAGUAGCAUCACAAUGUCCAAAUGCAACCAAGAGUGUUCUAUCUCUGGGCACAGAAAGAGCUGGCGAAUUACAUGAUAAAACAAAAUGUUUCAUUUUAAGACGCACGCAGGAUACGAUUAAUAAGUAUUUGCCAUCUAAACACGAGUUGGUUGUAUUUUGUCGUCUAUCAGAUGAACAGGAAAAUUUAUAUGUACGCGUCACGGAUGCUUGGUUUGAUAAAAGUGGAUUACCAAUCAGCACAAUGCCUCAUUUGACAAUAAUAACAAUGUUGAAAAAAAUUUGUAAUCAUCCCGAUUUAUUUUACAGUGAAAAAAAUGAUUUGCUAUUGAAUGAUCUCACAAAUGUAAAACGAAAUGAUUAUAAAAAAGGGUAUGACAAUAUUUUAAAGAAAGCUUAUUCCGGAAAAAUAUCAGUUGUGCAAAGUUUAAUGAAAAAUUUGAAGGAAACUAAGGAAAAAUUAGUACUAGUAUCUUAUUAUACACAAACACUUGAUUUAUUAGAAACUGUUUGCAACAGUGAAAACUUACAUUUUCUUAGAUUAGAUGGAAGUACAGCAAGCAACUCCAGGUCAAAAAUUAUUCAACAAUUCAAUUCAGAAACUCAUGAAAGCAAGGUAUUUCUAUUAAGUGCAAAAGCUGGCGGAGUUGGUUUAAAUCUUCCUGGUGCAUCAAGACUUGUACUGUUUGAUUCAGAUUGGAAUCCAGCAUCUGAUGCUCAAGCCAUGGCAAGAAUUUGGAGAGAAGGCCAAAAGAAAAAUGUUUAUAUAUUGCGUUUACUAACAACAGGGACAAUUGAAGAAAAAAUCUUUCAAAGGCAAAUUAGUAAAGCAAGCUUAAGCGAAACUGUAGUGGAUUUAAAUAACUUUGCCUCUCUGAAAUUAUCCAUGAGUGAAUUAAAAGAUCUGUUUACGUUAGCAUCAAAUACGAAUUGUUUAACGCAUGAUUUAAUUAAAUGUCCUUGCAAAGGCUACAAGGAGGUAGAAAAAAGAUCAGAAAAAUGCGAUAACGAAAAUUCACGUGAACAUCAGCUAGUUCUAGAGGAUAAGGUAGCACAACAAAAUUUGGCAAUAAAUCAACUUUUAGAGUGGGAACAUUAUCAACAACCAAUUCCAGAUAAAAUAAUGCAGGAACUUCUGUUAUCGGAAGUAUCGGAUAAUAUAACAUUUUUGUUCAAAAAUUCUACUUUAAACGACAUAUGUUAAUUAUUAUUUAUUUAUAGUACAAAAACGAGAUUUUUUUUAAAAAUGUAUAAAAACAUUUGUAUUUUUUUUUACUGAAGUAUAUGAAUAUAAUUACAUAAUGAAUUAUUUUACUUUAAAUUUUACUUUUAUGAAGCAUAGUCUCCAUAAGUCUCUGCAUAAAUU
Nomia melanderi (Alkali bee) is the source of this 2781-nucleotide messenger RNA. Its product is annotated as DNA repair and recombination protein RAD54B. Lineage: Eukaryota; Metazoa; Arthropoda; Insecta; Hymenoptera; Halictidae. Gene Ontology annotation, cellular component: nucleus. Gene Ontology annotation, molecular function: ATP binding; DNA translocase activity. The record is from RefSeq and is a predicted model, not a curated record. Gene Ontology annotation, biological process: double-strand break repair via homologous recombination; reciprocal meiotic recombination.